This is a messenger RNA of Sycon ciliatum, 3242 nucleotides long. RefSeq lists its product as uncharacterized. Lineage: Eukaryota; Metazoa; Porifera; Calcarea; Leucosolenida; Sycettidae. Gene Ontology annotation, molecular function: protein binding. The record is from RefSeq and is a predicted model, not a curated record. The transcript has 3 exons. Gene Ontology annotation, cellular component: SCF ubiquitin ligase complex. The coding region runs from base 253 to 1938 and encodes 561 amino acids. Gene Ontology annotation, biological process: proteasome-mediated ubiquitin-dependent protein catabolic process.
CUCACUUGUGGCUUGGCGUGUUCGGCGUGGCCUCUUGGCCUGGGCAGUUUAUGUUUUCCCUCUCCCUCUCUCCCCAUCUAGCUCGCAUCUCUCUGUCUGGCGCUAGGUCUCGGCCGCUCGCCUUGGGUCGGUGUGGAAGCGUGGUAGCUUCUACCGACUUCAAGUUAGCUGAGCGUGCUAGGAAAGCUGUGUAGCUUGUACAAUGCUGUUAGUUGUGCCCAAAGUGACUUGAGCACCGCGUCGCUAGCAAGCAUGGGGAACACAGCAAGCAAGGCUAAGCCCUCCAAAGUCAACCGGGAGUCAGCAAACUCUAGAAAGCUGGAGCGCAGAAUUUGCUGUAUGGAACAGUCGUCCUCCGUCGACGGCUUAUCAUCUCUAGAGCGUCCGUUAGGAGUCCAGGAAGCUCUGUUCGACCGCCGUCUCAUGGACGCAGCUAAGCGAGCAGACCUGGAGCAGCUAUCAUGGACUAAGUUUUCCGGCAACAUUACCGUCGACCCGAAAGCCCCAUGUACUUUCCAUCGUUACCCAGUGGCGCAGCGCACCGACUUAGCACGCGCUGGCUUGCCAAUGGAGCAUGGCCUUCAUCUGUGGAAAUUCAACUGGCCCAUCAAACAGCGUGGAACCCAUGCGGUGAUAGGUGUUUGCACGGAGGCCACUCCGCUCUUUGCCCGCGGCUACACACACUUACUCGGCUCAACCAAGAACAGCUGGGGAUGGGACCUGUCAAAACGUGGCCUGUACCAUGGCGGGAAGAGAUCACGCUACGAGUACCCCAACCAGACGCAGCGUCCUCUCGAGCAGAUACCCACGGUGGUGGUCAUGAUCGUCGACAUGGACAAGGGAACGGUGGCGUUUGAGGUGGACAGCCGCUACCAGGGAAUCGCUUUCACUGGGCUCAAAGGCCAGACGGUCUACGCAGCGGCGUCUGCCGUUUGGGGCAACUGUCAAGUUGAAAUGAAGUAUCUUGGCAGCACUUAUCCAGGUGAAGUGAAGCCGCUGAUGACGUUGGCAAGAAACUCUAUCCGCAAGGCCAUGGGUGCACGGCGGAUUGCCGACGGCUGUGUUGAAGAACUCGUCCUACCGGACAUUGUCAAGGUCUACAUCAACUGCAAGCUGCCACAGCAGUACGCUGUCAUGGAGGAGGGUCAGCGAUUCGACGUGGACAACAACGUCCAGCAACACGCCGCCGCUGUGGCGGCUUUCAAGAGAGAGUACGGUGAGCCAAUGGAAGAAGUGUCAAGUCCCGCUGACCAGGUGCCUGAGACACGUGCUACCUGGGGAAGUGCACCUGAACUGGCCAUGCGCUCCGGGAUGUACUUGAAUAUGGAAGUAGUGCCUCCAGUGCAUGACCCGCUCUUUCCGGCGCCGUCGAGCACGAGCGUCGACUCGUACGUUUCCCAUCGAGACACCGGUCACGGUUCCAUCAGGGUUGGCAGCUCCACGGCCACAAUGGUUGGCAAGGCGAAUGGUUUCGACUCGGUUGAAACCGCUGUCAGAAGUCGGACAAAAUCCGAGUCUAAUGGACGGAGAGAUCCAGGUCGGUCGAGGAAUUUGAUCUCCUCAGUGAAAUCGGAGCCGAUACGGCGUGGCCUCCCUGAAAUUCCUCUCCAUUUUGACAGUGUUGGGGUUGCAGUGUCCCCGGUGGAGCUGGAGGCCAGACGCAUUGGCGACGUGAAUGAUUUCGAUAUGGUCCAAACUACUUUUGCCAUUCAGGCAAGAUCAGAGUCGACGCCACCCAAUGGAGGGAGAGAUCCAGUUCAGUCGAUGAAUUUCAUCUCCUCGACGAAAUCAGAGCCGACCCAGAGUGUCCUCCCUGAAAUUCCUCUCCAUUUCGAGAGUGGCCCAUCUCAAUACGGCCGCCUAAUGAGUGAUGAUGGAGGCAACUUCUACCCACAUGACCACCAGAGCACUGUGGAUCACUUCCUCACAGCGGCAUAGCGUGGUGCUCACCCGAAUCUUAGGCUGGCCUGAAGGUCGGGGAGUGCUUCGUGUAGUAGUCCACAGUACGCCUAGCCUAGCGUACGCGCGAGUGCGGAGAAUAUUUUGUUGUCUGUCAGUGUUCUGGUGUGUGAGUGUACGUGUGUGUGUGUGUGUGUGUGUGUGUGUGUGUGUGUGUGUGUGUGUGUGUGUGUGUGUGCAUGCGUGCGUGUGUGGUCGUGUGGCAAGACGUCAAGCUGGUUUGUGCUGUCUUUGGUGAGUCUGUUUGUCCUUGUCGACUUGUUUGCUGUGCACGUUCUGUUGAGACCCUCAAAGACAAUCUCUCUCGUUGGUGGCUUUGUUCCUACCUGCUUCUAGUUUUCUGCAUUUCUGAAUGCCUUGAGACUCGUUUCCCCUGUUGCCUAUCAGAAAUGAGCAUUGCAAAAUUGUCUACCUCAACUUUUGGUGAGUUUAGUUACCAAACACUGCACACGUGAUGCUGAUGACAAGGAACAUGCAGCCAACCUUGCUCUUUCCUACUCGCUGCUACCGUGGUGCGUGUUGGAGGUUUGAACGCGCUGUGAACUUUUUUUCCAAUUUCAGAUUUAUUGCAGCAAGAUCGUCUUAUUUUUGGAAGUAAGGCAAGACUACUAGUUCUACUUGUUACCCAUUGCAGCAGCAGCAGCUGAAGCUGGCUCUAUACGCAUCUAUUCGCUAGCCUCUACUUUCGCCUAGCUUCCUUUACGCACGCGCUCCACAUGUUUUCCCUGCACUGGUUUGUUGUUUUAAGCAAAGCAUAUCUGUUAGAGUUUGUCUCUCUCGUUUUGCUCACCAUUUCUGCGCUUGCUUUGCCCUCUCGGCAGCUCGCUUGGCUAAGCCAGUCGACUGCGGCAGGGACCUCACUUUCUGCUGUUGUCUCCUAGGUCCAUGCAGGUCUAUUCCUAAUUACUUUGUCUCCUUAGGUCCAUUCCUAAUUUCUCCUUUCUCCGUUCUAUGAGUGUUACAUUCAGUAGUGGCAAAUGAACCCAGGCAAUCAGCCGACGUCAGCAAUGCUCCAUUGGGAUGCUGCAGUCGAAUCUGUGUGGCAAUUGGCCACUGGCCGUAGGUGCUUUCCUGCCAAAUUCGUAGAUGAUGAAAUCGCCAGCUGCACAGCCACAUCUGCCGCCUAUUGCACAGCUGUUUUUCUUUUGCUUGCUGCCGGUAUCAAACUAGUUCACGCAACAGCGUUUACUUGUUCAGUUCGACUAGUCACAUGACCAUUAUGUGUUGUCAGGACAUGAAUUUUACAACUCUUUAUCUCAAAAAAUCGUACCACAUACAACUCA